CGCCUCCCUCGGUCACGUAGCUCUGCGGCACCGGCAGCGCCUUUACAGCCCCGCGCGAGAACCGGCACCGCACAAGCCGCGGAGGCAGCCCUGACGACGGACGGACAAAGCAGCCUCGACCGGAAACACCUGCCAAGAUGACGCACCAGUAUCCCGCACUCACUGCCGAGCAGAAGAAGGCGCUCUCCGACAUCGCCCAACGGAUCGUGGCCCCUGGCAAGGGCAUCCUGGCAGCCGAUGAAUCCGUAGGCAGCAUGGCCAAGCGGCUGAACCAAAUCGGGGUGGAGAACACGGAGGAGAACCGGCGUCUCUACCGCCAGAUCCUCUUCAGCGCCGACAGCCGGGUGAAGAAGUGCAUCGGGGGAGUCAUCUUCUUCCACGAGACCUUGUACCAGAAGGCGGAUGACGGCACGCCCUUCGUGGACCUGAUCAAGGACAAGGGCAUCGUUGUGGGCAUUAAGGUUGACAAAGGGGUGGUGCCCCUGGCCGGCACGGAUGGCGAGACCACCACCCAAGGGCUGGAUGGGCUGGCAGAGCGUUGUGCCCAGUACAAGAAGGAUGGCGCAGACUUCGCCAAGUGGCGCUGCGUGUUGAAGAUCAGCGAGAACACCCCCUCCGCCCUGGCCAUCCUGGAGAACGCCAACGUGCUCGCCCGCUAUGCCAGCAUCUGCCAGCAGAACGGCAUCGUGCCCAUCGUGGAACCGGAGAUCCUGCCGGACGGGGAACACGAUCUGAAACGCUGCCAGUAUGUGACCGAGAAGGUUCUGGCUGCCGUCUACAAGGCCCUGAGUGACCACCACAUCUACCUGGAAGGGACUCUGCUGAAGCCCAACAUGGUGACCCCCGGCCAUGCCUGCCCCACCAAGUACAGCCCAGAAGAGAUCGCCAUGGCAACCGUCACUGCCCUGCGCCGGACCGUGCCGCCUGCCGUGCCAGGAAUCACCUUCUUGUCUGGCGGCCAGAGUGAGGAGGAGGCCUCCCUCAACCUCAAUGCCAUCAACAACUGCCCACUGCCCCGGCCAUGGGCCCUGACCUUCUCCUACGGCCGGGCCCUGCAAGCAUCGGCCCUCAACACCUGGCGGGGCCAGCGGGAGAACGAGGAGCUGGCCACCGAGGAGUUUCUUAAGAGAGCCGAGGUCAACGGUCAAGCAGCUCUCGGCCAGUACGAAGCCAGCGAGGACAGCUCAGGGGCGGCCGGACAGUCUCUCUACGUGGCCAACCAUGCCUACUAGCCCCGGCAGAAGUCUUGGGUCCCGAUGACCGGGCCCCUGGCUCCUCCACUGCUUUCCAUCCCGGCCCCCCUGUCACUCCCAGCUUUUUUUAGCGUAGCCGUGACAGCAGCAAAGUAGGCAGAAGAGUGUUAUAUGCUGGGUGGAGUGGGGGGGACACGAGUCCUGCAAGUGGAGGGAGAUGGGAGGAGAGCCCAGGCCUCCCUCGCAGGGAUGUUUUGAGCAUGAAAGCCUCAGCACGGAUUCAAAGCUGAACAAUCCCUCUAGAACAAAAGUCUUCAAAUUUGACUGCUUUAAGACUUGGAGACUUCAGCUCCCAGAAUUCCAUAGUCAACAUUAAGACUUGGGGACUUCUGGGAGUUGAAGUUCACAAGUCUUAAACGUUUUCUUAAACGAUCCCUGGAAAGGUUUUGUGUCACCACACAGGAAGGCAUGGGGGUGAAUCCAUUGCAGGGGUCUUUCUGCAGAGGGAAGGGCUUUGGCGGCCUAGAGAUUUGGGGUCAUUGCUGUGUGGUCAUCUCUACCCCUCCACCUCCCCCCCCCCGCGCGCCUUUCAUUUCUUUGAGGACCAAUAACCAACCCUGUUUGGCUGCGCACUGUGAAUUGUGGCUUUGUGGUGCAGCCUUUCUGCCCCUUCCCCGCAGCAGCCUGGCCAGUGGGAGGGGAGGGGGCCCGUGUGCUCUCUCUGCACCUGAUGUACCAGUAGCCUCCUAACUAAUAAACCAUAGA
This is a messenger RNA of Ahaetulla prasina, 1958 nucleotides long. RefSeq names its product aldolase, fructose-bisphosphate C (gene ALDOC). The transcript is spliced from 9 exons. Gene Ontology annotation, cellular component: cytosol. Lineage: Eukaryota; Metazoa; Chordata; Lepidosauria; Squamata; Colubridae. Bases 138 to 1232 code for a protein of 364 amino acids. Gene Ontology annotation, molecular function: fructose-bisphosphate aldolase activity. The record is from RefSeq and is a predicted model, not a curated record. Gene Ontology annotation, biological process: glycolytic process; fructose 1,6-bisphosphate metabolic process.